Molecule: messenger RNA, 2811 nt
Organism: Parnassius apollo (apollo)
Lineage: Eukaryota; Metazoa; Arthropoda; Insecta; Lepidoptera; Papilionidae
Source: the annotation of a GenBank genome assembly
AUGCAUCGUCUUUUUGCUGAGCUGGAGCCAUCUUUAAUCGUCACAGAGCAAAACCUGGCAGACCGAGUUCGGUAUAUCUUGCGCUCAAAUAUAUUUGAUGUCGCCGAACUCGAACGGCUACGACGUGAGGCUGUUCCCUCGUCGGAUGAGAAUGCUACGGCUGAGGAUGCGGCGCCACAAAUGGUAGAGCAACCCGCAAACGUGGAUGCCGCCGUGAAUACCCCAGUUGUGGUUGAUUCAAACGAUGAUGGAACAGUCGCCCAGGAACUGGAAUUAGAGCAUAUGAGGAGUAUAUUGGAAGAGGCGAUUGUGGAAACGCGCAGUACGCCUCUCGAAAAUCGACCGCGACUUCCCCGCAUAGCCCUAAGCAAGCGGAAUCGGGCUGUCGUGAGGGCUCUGAACCCAAUGCUGGUUACCUAUUUGGAAGCCAGCCGGGACCUUUGCGAGACGGACUCAAUUCUUUUUGGCGCCGUGCUGGCAGUCUGCCGUAUUAUAGGCGCCAAGGUUUCCACGGCUGGACGCGCUACUGGCCAUAGUAGCGCUAUCCCAGCAUGGAGAAGAAGAAUUGAGGAACGUAUCGCAAAGGCUAGAGCUCUCAUCGGCAGACUGAUAUGCUUCAGAUCAGGCAACAACAGGCCAAGAAUUGUGCGCACCGUCAGGAUGGCGUUUGCUGGGACAAAUGUCAGUUUGUCCCAGCCGGAUAUAACGCAAAAACUGACGGAGCGCAUAGAUGAUCUGAAGCAGAGAAUCGCUGCUUGGGGAAAGCGGAUUCGGCGAUAUACCGAGAGGUCGACACGGUUCAACCAGAAUUGUCUCUUCCAGAGUGAUCAGAAGAGGCUCUAUGAAUCAUUGGAGCGACCAAUGGUAAGUGGAACGGGUCCAGCACCGAAUCAGGCCGACACUGUAGCAUUCUGGCGGGGCCUGUGGUCAGAGCCCGUAAACCACAACGAGGGCCCUUGGACGGAAGUUGUGGCGAGUCAGUGUGCGGGUAUUACGCCCAUGGACCCCGUCAUCAUAACGCCGGAUGACGUAGCUGAGGCGGUUCGUAGGGCCCCGAACUGGAAAAGUCCGGGGCUUGACGGGCUGCAUCACUACUGGCUGAAGGGGUUCAUGGUGUGUCACUCUGUGCUCGCCCGACAGUUUCAAGAGGCUCUCAACCAGAAGUCGCUCCCAAGCCUCUUCACUACUGGGAUCACUCAUUUAGUUCCUAAAGACCAGGGUACCACAGACCCGAGCAAAUACCGCCCCAUCACGGCGAAAGGGGGAGAAAUUGGAGGUUUCGCGUAUCGGGCUAGGAUGCAUCGUCUUUUUACUGAGCUGGAGCCAUCUAUUACUGUCACCGAGCAAAACCUGGCAGACCGAGUUCGGUAUAUCUUACGCUCAAAUAUAUUUGAUGGCGCCGAACUCGAACGGCUACGACGUGAGGCUGUUCCCUCAUCAAAUGAAAACGCUACGACUGAGGGUGCGGUGCCACAAGUUGCAGAACAACCCGCACACGUGGAUGCCGCCGAGAAUACCCCAGUGGUUGCUGAUUCAAAUGAAGAUGGAACAUUCACCCAGGAACUAGAAAUAGAGCAAAUGAGGAGUACAUUGGAAGAGGCGAUUAUGGAAACGCGCAGUACGCCUCUCGAAAAUCGACCGCGACUUCCCCGCAUAGCCCUAAGCAAGCGGAAUCGGGCUGUCGUGAGGGCUCUGAACCCAAUGCUGGUGACCUAUUUGGAAGCCAGCCGGGACCUUUGCGAGACGGACUCAAUUCUCUUUGGCGCCGCACUGGCAGUCUGCCGUAUUAUAGGCGCCAAACUUUCCACGGCUGGACGCACUACUGGACAAAGUAGUGCUAUCCCAGCCUGGAGAACAAGAAUUGAAGAACGUAUCGCAAAGGCUAGGGCCCUCAUCGGCAGACUGAUAUGCUUCAGGUCAGGCAAUACCAGGCCAAGGAUUGUGCGCACCGUCAGGAUGGCGUUUGCUGGGACAAAUGUUAGUUUGUCCCAGCCGGAUAUAAUGCAAAAACUGACGGAGCACAUAGACGACCUGAAGCAGAGAAUCGCUGCUUGGGGAAAGCGAAUUCGGCGAUAUACCGAGAGGUCGACACGGUUCAACCAGAAUCGUCUCUUCCAGAGUGAUCAGAAGAGGCUCUAUAAAUCAUUGGAGCGACCAAUGGUAAGUGGAACGGGCCCAGUACCGAAUCAGGCCGACACGGUCGCGUUCUGGCGCAGCCUGUGGUCAGAGCCCGUAAACCACAACGAGGGCCCUUGGACGGAAGUUGUGGCGAGUCAGUGUGCGGGUAUUACGCCCAUGGACCCCGUCACCAUAACGCCGGAUGACGUAGCUGAGGCGGUCCGUAGGGCCCCGAACUGGAAAAGUCCGGGACUCGACGGGCUGCAUCACUACUGGCUGAAGGGGUUCGUGGAAAUGAAGGACACUAUAAAUAAUUUACGGUCAGAGAUCGCAAGUACGCAAAAUGAGCUGGAUAAUACUAUAAUUGAGAACAACGACCUUCGGAGACAAAUCACAAAAUUAACACAAGAAAAUAACCUACUAAAAACUCUAUGUCAAUCACCAAUAAAGGAUAUCCAAAUGAAACACCAAAACGUAAUAAAAGAGAAAAAUAUUCAUUCUGCUCACUUCAAAGUUUUAUAUUCGCCAACCGCUUCUACGCCCUCAAAAUUAUCUGAAAGGAAAAAAAUAGAAAAGGUAUUUGAUGCGGAGACAGCUAUUAUCUUAAAACAAAGGAUUUCGGAAUUAGAAAACCAAUUAAAGAGCGCUGAAAACGAAAUUAAAAUUCUUAAUGAAAAAAUUCAAAUGUUGUAA